CUUUCUCCUUUCUUCCUUCCAUCCUUCUUUCUUUUCCCAUUUGUUGCCUAAGAGACUGGAACAAUGGAUACUUGAAAGAAACAAACGAUGUGGCCAAAAUGGGGGAAAGGGGUGCCCUGGCUGCACUCUCAUAGCUGAGGGGCCUGCUCUUAGCAAGAGCAGAGAUACUAUGAGAGUUUGGCUGGGGGAUAAGGGGCUGGGUUUGUCCCUUGCUCUCUCUUAUUCUCAGAGGGUAGACGUGCUGCUGCUGCGGGGAGAAUUCAUUGUCAAUGCAGAGUUCUGUCGUGCACGCUGCUUUUCCUUACAUGGGUGAGCCUUUGCUAGGAAGAGUGGCUUUUGAACUGGGACUUUUCAACACCCAAUCUCACUGGAAGGGACCCUCACCAUCUACUCGGGUGCUGCAGGGGAAAACCCAGGACCCUGACCCCCUCCCCCUUCUGUCUCCUGGGUGCUUGCAGAAAGCCGACUGCCGCUGCCCAGUGCUGCUGUUUUCUGCUGCUGCUACACUUUAACCCAAUAUGCCCCUGCCUGCCCUUACACACUGUGGCAUCUGACAGAGCUCUGGAGUUUUGCUACACUUUUUACCACCCCAGGUGUGCCUGCCUUCCAGCUUGCUGCUCCACGGUUCCUGCUGCAGUCCAUUUCAUCAUCCAUAGGGGCACCAGGACCAGCUGCCUCCCAUGAGUUUGUAAAGGAAGCCCUUUUCUAUCUCUCCCGUUGGCUGUGCCACCAUUACCCACCUGGAGAGAGGUAGAUGGGUUCAUGCCACAGCGCCCCCUCCAGGAAGAUGCAGAGAGGGCCAGAUACUCUCACCACUCCAGUCGACAUUCAUAUUUGAGUUCCUCAGAUGUCAGUGCAUCUCACAGGAGCAGAGCAAGUACCUCCAAAAGGAGAGUUUUUGUGAGUGGAAUUUACUAUGAUCAAAGAAAUCAUAGCAGCAUUGGAUUUAGUAAACCAGUUCCUUCCUACCAUGUUUGGUCUUCUUCUCUAUACAGUGAUCCAGUGGCACCAGCUAGGAGUUACAGGCCAUCUGAAUGCGGUUAUUCUUCAAGAGCAAGCUCAGUCCAAAGUAGUCCUGUGUCCUCUGAUUUUUCUGAUCAAAGUGAAACUACUGCUGAUUAUUUCAGUCGUUGCAACCACAGGGGAAGCAUUGUUUCUGAUGCAGAUUACGGCCAAGUUUUGAAUAGUCUGGAAGAAAAGAGUGAAAAAUCACAUUCAGAAAUAUUUUCAAGGCCCUCAUCUCGCAAUUCAGUAAGUGCAGCUCCUCAGAGUGGCAACUCAUCUAGGAGAGGAAGUGGAGAUGCAAGUAGUUUGGUGGAUCCUGAUGCCUCCCUCAGUGAAUUACGGGAUAUCUAUGAUCUUAAGGACCAGAUACAUGAUGUAGAAGGGAGAUACAUGCAGGGACUUAAAGAAUUAAAGGAUUCACUAGCUGAAGUUGAAGAGAAGUACAAGAAAGCUAUGGUUUCCAAUGCCCAACUAGACAACGAGAAAAACAACUUGAUUUACCAAGUGGAUACUUUAAAGGAUGUUAUUGAGGAGAAAGAAGAACAGAUAGCAGAGUUCUAUAGGGAGAAUGAAGAGAAGUCAAAGGAAUUGGAAAGACAGAAACACACCUGCAGUGUUCUGCAGCAUAAGCUGGAUGAACUUAAAGAGGGCCUUCGACAGAGAGAUGAAUUGAUAGAGGCGAAUCAACGUAUGCAGGAGAAUAUAGACUUCAUAACCAAAGAAGUGUUUGAUCUCCAGGAGACAAUUAAUUGGAAAGAUAAAAAAAUAGGGGCCCUAGAAAGACAGAAAGAUUACUUUGACUGCAUUAAGAAUGAGCGAGAUGAGCUCAGAGAGGAGUUGGCUGACCUGAAGGAAACAAUGAAGAGAGGACAGAAACAUGGAUUAGUUAUAAUUCCAGAUGGUACACCAAAUGGUGAUCUAAACCAUGAAUCGGUGGUUGGUACAAUAACAGUUGUAUCACAAGAAGCUGCUCAGGUCUUGGAAUCUGCAGGAGAAGGACCACUAGAUAUCAGGCUACGAAAACUGGCUGGAGAAAAGGAGGAAUUACUGUCCCAGGUUAGAAAACUGAAGAUGCAGUUAGAAGAAGAACGACAGAAAUACUCUAAAAGUGAUAGCAUGAAUCCAGAUACAAUAGACUUGGAGAAUGGCUCUGACUUGCAGCUAAUUGAAAUGCAAAGAGAUGCCAACAGACAAAUAAGUGAAUACAAAUUUAAGCUUUCAAAAGCUGAACAAGAUAUAACUACUUUGGAACAAAAUAUUGGACGCCUUGAGGGACAGGUUGCAAGGUAUAAAAAUGCAGCAGAAAAUGCAGAAAAAGUAGAAGAUGAACUCAAAGCUGAAAAAAGGAAGCUUCAGCGAGAGUUAAGAACAGCACUGGAUAAGAUAGAAGAAAUGGAGAUGACCAAUAGCCAUUUAAUGAAAAGGCUGGAGAAGAUGAAGGCAAAUAGGACUGCGCUUUUAUCUCAACAGUGAAAUGGAAAUUGAAAAUACAAUGCACUGCUCCUUGAAUAACUAGUCCCUAGCUUGUUUAUAAAUACAGACUUUCAGUGGCACAAACUAUUUGAACACUGAGCUGUUCACUGGUGGUUUAGUUUCAUAAUUAAAUGACAUACUUUUUGUAAUUUAUGAGAGAAUGAAAUGUAGUUUGAAUUCUCAUGUGAAUGACAGCAGUUUUUCAGUAGUGUUUGAUUCUAGAGUCAAAGACAGUGCACAAUGCUGUAUAUUUUUACAACUGUGGAAUCAAGUUUACUCACGAUCUCUUUUGGCUGCUUUAAUGAGGCUUGAUGGCUUGAUGCUCAGAGACAGCUGCAUGAAUUCAAGACAUUGUUAAGAAACUAACAUAUACUUGCCUAAGACAUCACACACACAGUGCCUUUUAUCUGGUGCAAUUUAGUCUUCAUUGUUGAAAUAACCUUUGGAACCAGAAAGCAUUUUAUUUUAAGAUACAUUUGGGGUAUUCCCUAAACUUUAUACAUUUUGAAAAUACAUUUUUUAAAAUAUUUAAAUUUAUAAGAAAAAAAUAGGGACUGUAUAUAAAGAUCGGCUUCUUUUGCAUGGGCACAUCUGACUUCUAUGUAAUUUUGGCAAAUACUAGCCCCUGAUACUCUUAGCAUUAAGAGCAGAAAUUUAAAAACUGCAGUUGUACACCAUCAAAUUGUGUCAUCUGCUUAAGUGCGAAUGGAAAUUUUAUGGGGAGGGGAAGAAGGGGGUGAGAAAUGUGGCUAAGGAGUUUAUUAAAUGGACACUUUACUGACUAAAA
This is a messenger RNA of Passer montanus (Eurasian tree sparrow), 3265 nucleotides long. It is a transcript of the gene LRRFIP2, whose product is annotated as LRR binding FLII interacting protein 2. The transcript has 20 exons. Lineage: Eukaryota; Metazoa; Chordata; Aves; Passeriformes; Passeridae. The record is from RefSeq and is a predicted model, not a curated record. Gene Ontology annotation, biological process: regulation of DNA-templated transcription. Bases 763 to 2478 code for a protein of 571 amino acids.